Molecule: messenger RNA, 1260 nt
Organism: Morchella sextelata
Lineage: Eukaryota; Fungi; Ascomycota; Pezizomycetes; Pezizales; Morchellaceae
Exons: 4
Coding region: 1-1260 (419 amino acids)
Cellular component (GO): nucleoplasm; cytoplasm
Source: RefSeq, a predicted model, not a curated record
AUGUCUUCCAUUACCAACAAUCCCCCAGGCGAGCGAGAACUAGUCUUCUGUCAUCCUUGCCGAGACGAAUGGUAUAGAGACGUACACGGCCUUGUUUGCCCAAACUGUGGUGGCGAUUUUGUUGAAAUUAUUGAGAAUGACCAUGAUCCACGUCUCCCUCCAGGCGGACCCUUAGAUCUCCCCGAUGAUUUUGAUAUCGACGACGGCGACGAAACAGACCCACGUCGGGAUCACUCACCCGCGACAUUCGUCCGCGUAGAAGGCCCCAAUUUCAGCUUUACAUCUACACAGCGUACAUUUGGGACCCGCCGCGGCGGUUUAGGUCGGACAGAAUCGGGUGAAUCAAGUGGAAAUGAAGAUCCAAACGAUCUGAUGAUGGUGCAGCUAUUCACCAAUAUGCUUCGGAACAUUGUGGGGGAUCAUGGCAUGCCGCCGGGAGCACGAGGCAGUCCCGGUGGAACACCGGGAAAUGAGCAACAAAACCCAAGAGGAGAGGAUGGGGAAGGGCAUCCCCCGGGGGCAGGAUCCGGGGGCGCCCACCCUCAUUCUCCACCAAUACCGUCGAUUUUUGGUGGUCCACCAACAGUGUUUUCUGGAGGAACUUGGCAUUAUGAUACGAAUGCUAGAUUGGGUCCUCGGGAUGCCAACUCACCACAGCCAGCCGGAGGCGAUGUACUUGAUUUGCAUACUAUUAUUUCUAAUAUCGUCGGCGGAGAUACCAACGGUAUUUUCGCUCGUGUCCUUGGGAUACCAGGAGGAGGGGGUGACUAUGUGUACAGUCAAGUUGAACUCGACCGAGUCAUUUCAGGACUCAUGGAACAGCACCAGGGAAACGCGCCACCACCAGCACGGAGAGAAGUGAUUGAAUCAUUACCGAAAAUCAAAGUCGAUCGAGCAAUGGUUGAUGACGGGGCCGACUGUGCAGUUUGUAAAGAGGAUUUGGUUGUUGACGAGGAGGUUGCCAAUUUACCAUGCAAGCAUAAGUAUCAUUUCGAAUGUGUGAAAAAAUGGCUAGAAGCCCACGACACAUGCCCAAUCUGCCGACACCCUGUCACGCCUGAAAACCAGAGGCCUCAGCCUCAAUCUCCUAGGCCCCAUAUUAUCACAAAUCCUUGGAACUUCCCGCCGGCACCACCACAAUCACAACCCUCUGGGCCACCUCCGGCUCCAGAUAAUGGCAGCGGCCACGCUAGUGGAAGCAGAAGCUCCGGUGGCGGAUGGGCUAAUAUCUUUAGGCGAAGUGGGGGCUCUGGUCAAUAA